GGUCAGCUGACCGCCCACGUGACUUUGCGGAAGUAAGCCCGUUGACAACAUGAGUGGAUGUGGAGCAGAUGAUCAGCAACAAUGACGCGCUGCUUCACGCUGUUGUUCCUCGUCUCUGUAAGUGUGACCAGACUCCCGUGUGUUCUGGGUUCGUGCGGGGCAGAGCGAGACCUCACCGCCGCGGAGGGAGCACCGAGCUGCGGCUGUGAGAGCCUGAGGAGAGCCGCCUCUGCUGUGGAGCAUGUAGAGGAGAAGACAUCUUCACCAUCUGACAAAUACUCCAGAGGAGCCAAUGAGGAGCUGUCCGAGGCGCGAGGAGACGAGAGGAGCUCACUGAGUCAGAUGGUGCUGAUUUCUGGAGGAGAAUUCCUGAUGGGAACAGAUGACCCAGGCAUCCCUGCAGAUGGAGAGAGUCCUCAGAGGCGGGUGCACGUUGACUCCUUCUACAUGGACAUCCAGGAAGUCACCAGCAGGCAGUUUCAGACCUUUGUCGGUGCCACAGGAUACGUCACUGAGGCAGAGAAAUUUGGAGACUCAUUUGUAUUUGAGGGACUUUUGAGUGAGACAGUCAAAAACCAGAUUACCCAAGCAGUGGCUGCUGCCCCCUGGUGGCUUCCAGUCAAAGGUGCCAACUGGAGGCAUCCUGAGGGUCCAGACUCCAACAUCACCAACCGGCUGGACCAUCCAGUUCUCCAUGUGUCCUGGGCGGAUGCUGUCGCCUACUGCUCCUGGGCAAACAGGAGACUUCCUACAGAGGCAGAAUGGGAGUAUGCUUGCAGGAGCGGCCUGAAAGACAGACUUUAUCCAUGGGGAAACAAGUUGAACCCAAAAGGACAACACUACGCCAACCUGUGGCAGGGGGAUUUCCCCAACCAUAACUCUGGAGAGGAUGGAUACGUCACAACUUCACCAGUGAUGUCCUUUCCUGCCAAUGGCUUUGGUCUGUAUGACAUGGUGGGGAACGCAUGGGAGUGGACAUCGGACUGGUGGACUGUGCAUCAUACCACAGACCAGCAACACAACCCAAACGGACCACCAUCAGGUGCAGACAAGGUGAAGAAGGGAGGAUCUUAUAUGUGCCACAAGUCUUACUGUUACAGAUACAGAUGUGCAGCCCGUAGCCAGAACACUCCUGACAGCUCGGCCUCUAAUCUUGGGUUUCGCUGUGUCUCUGAGGAGCGACAGUGACCUGACCUGCUUGUCUUGAACACACAGUCCCUUAUUCCAUCUGCUCUCUAACCCCAGUGUUGGAAGUAAAGUCCAUGAAAGCAGUAUUUGUAUUUCAAUAGUGAGGCUAUUUAUCUGCCAUAACAUUCACAUGAAUCAGAAGAUGAUUUAAGAGAAAAAGGAAGACAGGGCCUCAAACAGUUUGCAGUGGAGAAUGUCCUACAUGAUUGCAGACGUUGUUCGAACCUUAAAGAUUCAGGCUUUUUAUUUUCUUUUAAACCUUUUCUUUUAUUGGAAUUGAAUAUAAAACAUUGAUUGUUUCUACUUUCUUAGCACAAGUAGAAUAACUCUAGUCAUUCUUUCUGCUUGUGUGGUUCAAAGAACUUUUCAAUUGCCAAGAUCAGCAAGGUCCUGUAAAUGUGAAAAUAGGUUUUAUCAGUUGUCAUUAUCAACAAAGACCUGGUUGGAUUAGAGGUUGAAAUGUAUUUCUUUAUGUAUAAUGACACUGACAUUGUUGUAAAAUUCAUGUAAAAUAUUUUUGUAUAAUGUUUUUGGAAACAGAUAAAUUUGUGUCAAA
Paralichthys olivaceus (Japanese flounder) is the source of this 1744-nucleotide messenger RNA. It is a transcript of the gene sumf1, whose product is annotated as sulfatase modifying factor 1. Lineage: Eukaryota; Metazoa; Chordata; Actinopteri; Pleuronectiformes; Paralichthyidae. The record is from RefSeq and is a predicted model, not a curated record. Gene Ontology annotation, cellular component: endoplasmic reticulum.